This is a messenger RNA of Ipomoea triloba (trilobed morning glory), 749 nucleotides long. Its product is annotated as bidirectional sugar transporter N3-like. Lineage: Eukaryota; Viridiplantae; Streptophyta; Magnoliopsida; Solanales; Convolvulaceae. The record is from RefSeq and is a predicted model, not a curated record. Gene Ontology annotation, biological process: carbohydrate transport. Gene Ontology annotation, cellular component: membrane. Gene Ontology annotation, molecular function: sugar transmembrane transporter activity. The transcript is spliced from 5 exons. The coding region runs from base 71 to 646 and encodes 191 amino acids.
GACAGAGUAGUAAAGAAGAUAUAUUUUUUAAGGAAAAAAAAUUGCUAUUUUCCUUGCAUAAUCUCAAGAGAUGGCACUUCUAGAUUUUCACCACCCUUGGCUCUUAGUGUUUGGAAUCCUAGGAAACAUUAUAUCAAUCACUGUAUUUCUCGUACCAACGUCAACAUUUAUUCGAAUCUACAAAGAGAAGUCAACAAUGGGUUUUCAUUCAUUGCCAUAUGUUAUAGCAUUGUUAUCUUCCUUGCUUUGGAUGUACUAUGCUUUCCUAGUGAAGAAUGCCAAUCUUCUCUUCACCAUCAACUCAGUGGGAAUUGUUACUGAGACUAUCUAUAUCACCAUUUUUCUUAUCUACGCAUCAAAGAAAGCGAGGGUUCAAGUUAUCCGAACUAAGAGUGUAGAGUUUUUGCCAUUUUACUUAUCUUUCUUUCUUGCAUUGAAUGCAAUUAUGUGGGGCGGCUAUGGUACAAUCUUGAAGGACUUGCGUAUCGCGUUGCCAAAUGUCUUGGGAUUUUUGUUGGCACUAGUACAAAUUUUGCUAUAUGUAAUUUAUCGGAAGGCAAAACCAGUUGUAGAGGAAAACAAAAAAGUGUCGGAGCAUGUUGUUGUGGACAUGAAGCUACAAGAGACAUCUAAUCAAGGGAAAUAAAAUAUGGACGAAAAGUAUGCCAACUCCAUUGCCGACAUUCUAAGAUUAGACGGAUGACUAAAAGCGACAAGCAACAACUAGCGCAUAUGAGCUGAAUCAAAGU